AUGGAACAAAGCUUACGAUUGCAUUUUGCAGCCCGAAGAAGCAAUACUUACCCUUUGUCAGAAAACUCGGGAGAUGAUUUGGAUAGCAAUGUUCACAUGUGCUUCCAAAGACCGGCAUGGAUCUCAACAUCUAAUGUUCAAAUGAAGCUGACACCAAGGCAGAACGCCCUAACUCCAGUAGUAAAGGAAAGCGCAUCUGUUCCUUCACCUGAAAAUGUUCGUAAAAAGAGCAGCUGUCUACAGAUUUCACUGCAGCCGACAAGGUACAAUGGAUGUCUUCAGCCUAGCAAUGCCAUAGCCGCUGGUGAGGAUGCAUCAUUUCCUUGUGCCCUGAAGGAUGGCAUUUACAGCCGUGCGGUGGUGGAUAAUGAACUGAACGCUGUGAACGAUGGUAACCUUUUGAGCAAUUCUGCCGUAUGCAGUGGUAGCCUUAGUAAUUUUUCAACCAGUGAAAAUGAAUCUUACAGUAGCAACUGUAGUGACUAUGGGUCUUGUACAAGUAUCGCAAGUGGAGGUUCCUGUACCAAUAGUUUCAUCAGUGACAGCAGUGGUUAUACCUUCCCAUCAGUGGAUAACAGUUUUCUCAGUGGAAAUUCAUCUUCUGACAGCAUUUCCACGAGAAGUGUGCCAAGCAGGAUCACUACACCGUGUGAUUUUUUUUCAAGAAGUACACGCACAGUGCCAUUUGCCCAGGAUGACUUAGAACAUGGACUCGAGAUGAUGAAGUUGCCGGUAAGCAAGAACUCGAAAAUUCCACUGAAACGAUGUUCAUCCUUAGUCAUUUUUCCAAGGAGUCCUUCAAACACGCCACCCGUUUCUCCAACAAGUACAGCAGGUCCUUUUCCCAGCAAAGGAUCCUAUCAGACCUCGCACCAAUUUGUUAUUUCUUCUAGUGAAAUGGCCCACAGUGAAGACAGAACUGGCGCUAAGGGAUUUCUCUCAACAGCUGUUAAUGGCCUUCGGUUAUCCAAGACAACCUGUACAUCUGGAGAAGUAAGAUACCUACGCCCACUUCACAGGAAGGGCUCUUUGCAAAAGAAAAUUGCCCUUGCAAAUAAUAGUCCAAAGCAGGCUGUCUGCGAAAAGUCAGCCGACGGGAUUUCUUGUAUUUCACUGUGUUCCACCCAACCAAAAGCAAAUGCUUUAGGUGAUGAAAAAGCAAAUGGUGAACCAGAGAUGUCUGAGAUUAAGCUUCAUUCAAAUAUAGAACAUUUUAAACUUCAGCAUAGGACAACUGAAUGUCUGCCAUCCUCCCCAAAUGUAGAUUAUCGAAUAAAUAUCAGUGGAAAAUCAGAGAGUCCAAAUCCACAGAGUAACAGAAACCAUACUAUUUUGCGAAGAAGUAUUUCAUUGGGAGGGACUUCUCCAAGUGUUUCCUGUUUAUCCAGCCUUAAACACAAUUGUUCUAAGGGGGGACCAGCUCAAUUACUCAUAAAGUUUGCACCUGGAAAUGAGGGUAAAAUCAAUAAUUUCUCAGGAGAGAGGAACAGAGAUUGCACAAGUGAACUCUCUAAUUCUUUGAAGCAUUCUUGUAAGACAAGAGAUGAUUUCCUAGGUCAAGUGGAUGUUCCUCUUUACCCAUUACCGACAGAAAAUCCAAGAAUGGAGAGACCGUAUACAUUUAAGGAUUUUGUUCUUCAUCCAAGAAGUCACAAAUCAAGAGUUAAAGGUUAUCUGAGAUUAAAAAUGACCUAUUUACCUAAAACCAGUGGCUCAGAAGACGGUAACGCAGAACAGGCUGAGGAAUUAGAGCCUGACUGGGUUGUUUUGGACCAACCAGAUGCUGCUUGCCAUUUGCAGCAGCGGCAGCAAGAACCCUCCCCUCUACCUCCAGGAUGGGAAGAGAGGCAGGAUGUUCUUGGAAGAAUCUACUAUGUAAAUCAUGAAUCUAGAAGAACACAGUGGAAACGACCAACUGCUCAAAACAUCUUAACAGAUGCUGAGAAUGGUGACAUUCAGCUGCAAGCUCAGCGUGCCUUUACAACUAGACGACAGAUAUCUGAGGAAACAGAAAGUUUUGACAACCGAGAGCCUUCUGGGAGUUGGGAAGUUUUAAGAGAAGACGAAGUCACUGUGCGUAGAAAUCAGACCUUCCACUCACCUCCACCAUCAAGUAACUUGGAUCAGACUCAUCUUGCAGAAGGCUUGAAUGACAGACUCACUAUCUGUAGAAAUUCAGCCACCAGCCAGCCAGUAUCCAGUUCGAUUCAUUCCAGCAGAAGAGGCAGCUUACAAACCUAUAUCGUUGAGGAACAGCCUACACUUCCAGUGCUAUUGCCUACUUCAUCUGGAUUGCCACCAGGUUGGGAAGAAAAACAAGAUGAAAGAGGAAGAUCAUACUAUGUAGAUCAUAAUUCUAGAACUACCACCUGGACUAAACCUUCUCUGCAGGUCACAGUGGCGAGCAGGCAGUUCUCACCAGGACAGAGUUCUUCUGCGGGCCUGCACCCACCAGCCUCCUCACGAGAUGCCACCCAGCCGGGGACCCAAGUUUCUGAGGCUGAACAUGGCUUUCUCCCCAGAGGUUGGGAAGUCCAGCAUGCUGCAAAUGGAAGGCCUUUCUUUAUUGAUCACAAUACCAAGACCACUACCUGGGAAGAUCCAAGACUGAAAAUUCCAGCUCAACUGAGAGGAAGGACACCACUUGAUUCUUCAGAGGACUUGGGGCCCUUACCGCCAGGAUGGGAAGAAAGAACUCAUACAGAUGGAAGAAUCUUCUACAUAAAUCAUAACAUAAAAAGGACACAGUGGGAAGAUCCUCGGUUGGAGAAUGUUGCAAUAACUGGACCAGCAGUGCCCUACUCCAGGGAUUACAAAAGAAAGUAUGAAUUCUUCCGAAGAAAGUUGAAGAAGCAGAACGACAUUCCAAACAAAUUUGAAAUGAAACUUCGCCGUGUCACUGUUCUUGAGGACUCAUACAGGAGAAUCAUGGGUGUUAAGAGAGCAGAUUUCCUCAAGGCACGCCUGUGGAUAGAGUUUGACGGAGAGAAGGGCCUUGAUUAUGGAGGGGUCGCCAGAGAAUGGUUUUUCCUCCUCUCCAAAGAGAUGUUUAACCCUUAUUAUGGGUUAUUCGAAUAUUCUGCCACGGAUAAUUAUACCCUACAGAUAAAUCCAAAUUCUGGAUUAUGUAAUGAAGAUCACCUCUCAUACUUCAAGUUUAUUGGCCGGGUAGCUGGAAUGGCAGUAUAUCAUGGCAAACUGUUGGAUGGUUUUUUCAUCCGCCCAUUUUACAAAAUGAUGCUGCACAAACCAAUAACACUUCAUGAUAUGGAAUCAGUGGAUAGUGAAUAUUAUAAUUCAUUGAGGUGGAUUCUUGAAAAUGAUCCAACAGAAUUGGACCUCAGAUUUGUCAUAGAUGAAGAACUUUUUGGGCAGACACAUCAACAUGAGUUAAAAAAUGGUGGAUCAGAAAUCGUUGUCACCAAUAAAAACAAAAAGGAAUAUAUUUAUCUUGUGAUACAGUGGCGAUUUGUGAACCGAAUCCAGAAACAAAUGGCUGCCUUUAAAGAGGGAUUUUUUGAACUAAUACCACAAGAUCUCAUCAAAAUUUUUGACGAAAAUGAGUUAGAGCUUCUUAUGUGCGGACUGGGAGAUGUGGACGUGAACGACUGGAGAGAGCAUACCCAGUAUAAAAAUGGCUACAGUGUCAGUCACCAAGUCAUCCAGUGGUUUUGGAAGGCUGUCUUAAUGAUGGAUUCGGAGAAAAGAAUAAGAUUGCUCCAGUUUGUUACUGGCACGUCCCGGGUGCCUAUGAAUGGAUUUGCUGAGCUCUAUGGAUCAAAUGGACCGCAGUCAUUCACUGUUGAACAGUGGGGCUCUCCUGAAAAACUGCCUCGAGCCCAUACAUGCUUUAAUCGCUUGGACUUGCCGCCCUAUGAGUCAUUUGAAGAAUUAUGGGACAAGCUUCAGAUGGCAAUUGAGAACACUCAGGGUUUUGAUGGAGUUGAUUAAGUAACACCAUUGACAUAACAAUUAAUGGUGUUUCACUGCCACUUUUUUUUUUUUAAUAGAAGCAGUCUUGACUCAAAAGUUUCCAGGAAACUACCAAAACUUAACCAUUGGUUCUUCCCAGGCAUUAAAGAAAAGAAAAUAAAAACAUUAGAAGAAAUAGUGUGAUAGCUCUACUAUGAUGUCACUCACUUUUAAAUGAUGUGCUGUAUUUUCACAGUUGUUUUCACUCUCUUUCACGUGAUAGGACCUAAGUCCUGUGUGCUGAAAGAGUGAAUUUUGUUCUUAACAGUUACCUCUUUCAUAGUUGUGUGCCAGACAGUUCUUUCUUAAACUACUGAGAUUAUAACUGUGAAAUAUUUGUGGGAAGUAUCAUGUGUGAAAAGUUCUGAUGCUUUUUGAGAAAGAAAACAGAAAUUUGGGAAAGAAUACUUUAAUUUUGAGUAAACUACGCACUAUUUUGUACUGCCUUCGGCUAUUUAUUAUGUUGUAGACCUGCCUUGCACCUUAAAUCCCAGUUCUUUUUAAAAACCUUAAACUGUGUGUAGGCUGUAAUUUUAGCCGGCUGAAUCACUUGCAUAAACUUGUUUACGUCUUCAUCUUAAAAGUAUUUGACUUCCGUUAACGUGUAGUUUUACUCAACAAACUGGUUUGGAAGACAUGUGAAGUAAAUUUGACCUUACAAAGGGUGAAAAGUCUGAAGGCCUUCUUUUUGCCUGUAGAGCCUUAGGGUUCAUUAGUACCAUCAUCACCAUUUUUAUGUGUUAGUUUUGUUAAAGAAUUCCUUCUUUAAAACAUUAAAUGAAAGAUCCACCAAGCAAUAUUUUGAAAAUAUGCCUUGGAGAACAAAAAGUUAAAUGUGUAAUACUGCUUUUAUUGGUCAAUCUUUACACUUGCACAAUUGUUUAGUAAAAAUAUGUUUAC
Messenger RNA from Suncus etruscus (white-toothed pygmy shrew), 4872 nucleotides. It is a transcript of the gene NEDD4, whose product is annotated as NEDD4 E3 ubiquitin protein ligase. The coding region runs from base 1 to 3951 and encodes 1316 amino acids. NCBI's taxonomy places the organism in Eukaryota, Metazoa, Chordata, Mammalia, Eulipotyphla, Soricidae. Gene Ontology annotation, molecular function: protein binding; sodium channel inhibitor activity; ubiquitin-protein transferase activity. The transcript is spliced from 25 exons. Gene Ontology annotation, biological process: regulation of dendrite morphogenesis; receptor catabolic process; receptor internalization. The record is from RefSeq and is a predicted model, not a curated record.